GGGACUUUUUAUAUACUGAUAUACACAACAACUUUUCAGCAGAGAGAAACCUGACACAUACACAUCGAUCUAGCACAAAGCUGUGCAGGGACAUCCUCUUCUUCCACCAAUCUUCGUGGGACCUUCGCAGACCGCUUGGACCUCUCCAUGAUGCAACCUGCAAGUCAAAAAACAGCUUAUCCACCAAAUACAGAGAAGAUGCAACACAAACAUUCUGUUCCCCUUAUCCAACAUGUCCCACUUUUGACUCAGAUGCCAACAAACUUACCGCCUGCAGGAAUGUGGAAUUAUCCUCGUUCUCAAUUACUACAACCAUCGCUUUCUCCACAUUUACAUGGAAUUCUGCCUGUGCCAGUUCAAUAUCGCCCACUGUGUCCAAUAAACAUAGACCCCUACAAUAUAGUUACAUAUCAUAACUUCUUACCGAUAAAAACAAAUGAACCCUGCUCAUCAACAGAGAGACUAUUUUGCCCUGCAACAGGGCAGCUAUAUUGCCCAGAAACAGGGAGCUUUAGUCAACUUACCAACCUCCAUUCUUUGUUUCAUGUCUCACCUCCCCAUGCUGCAUCUGCCCAGCCUCCCGAUGCUAAAUCUAGCCAGCCUCCCGAUGCUAAAUCUAGCCAGCCUCCCAAUGCUAAAUCUAGCCAGCCUCCCGAUGCUAAAUCUAGCCAGCCUCCCGAUGCUAAAUCUAGCCAGCCUCCCGAUGCUAAAUCUACCCAGCCUCCCGAUGCUAAAUCUACCCAGCCUCCCAAUGCUAAAUCUACCCAGCCUCCCAAAGCUAAAUCUACUCAGCCUCUCCAAGCUGAAUCUACCCAGCCUCUCCAAGCUGAAUCUACCCAGCCUCCCCAAGCUGAAUCUACCCAGCCUUCCCAAGCGAAAUCUACUCAGCCUCCCCAAGCUGAAUCUACCCAGCCUUCCCAAGCUAAAUCUGCCCAGUCUUCCCAAGCUAUAAUGACACAGCCUCCCCAGGCUAUAUUUACCCAGCCUUCCCAAGCUAAAGCUACCCAGCCUCCCCAAGCUAAAACUACACAGCCACUCCAAGCUAAAUCUGUCGAGCCUUCCAAUGCUAAAUCUACCCAUCCACCCCAAGCUAAAUCUGCCCAGCCUUCCCAAUCUAAAUCUACCCAGCCUCCCCAAGCUAUAUCUACCCAGCCUCCCCAAGCUAAAUCUACUCAGCCUCCCCAAGCUGAAUCUACCCAGCCUUCCCAAGCGAAAUCUACUCAGCCUCCCCAAGCUGAAUCUACCCAGCCUUCCCAAGCUAAAUCUGCUCAGUAUUCCCAAGCUAUAAUUACACAGCCUCCCCAGGCUAUAUUUACCCAGCCUUCCCAAGCUAAAUCCACCCAGUCUUCCCAAGCUAAUUCUACCCAGCCUCUCCAAGCUAAAUUUACACAGCCUCUCCAAGUUAAAGUUACCCAGGCUCCCCAAGCUAAAGCUACACAGCCUCCCCAAGCUAAAUCUACACAGCCACUCCAAGCUAAAGCUGUCCAGCCUUCCCAAGCUAAAUCUACACAGCCUCUCCAAGCUAAAUCUACACAGCCUCUCCAAGCUAAAGCUCCCCAGGCUCCCCAAGCUAAAGCUACCCAGGCUCCCCAAGCUAAAUCUACACAGCCACCUCAAGCUAAAGCUGUCCAGCCUUCCAAAGCUAAAUCUCCCCAUCCUCCCCAAGCUAAAUCUCCCCAGCCUUCCCAAGCUGAAUCUACACAGCCUAAAAAAGCUAUAUUUACCCAGCCUCCCCAAGCUAAAUCUACUCAGCCUCCCCAAGCUGAAUCUACCCAGCAUUCCCAAGCUAAAUCUGCCCAAUCUUCCCAAGCUAUAAUUACCCAGCCUCCCCAGGCUAUAUUUACCCAGUCUUCCCAAGCUAAAUCCACCCAGUCCUCCCAAGCUAAUUCUACCCAGCCUCUUCAAGCUAAAUCUACACAGCCUCCCCAAGCUAAAGCUACCCAGCCUCUCCAAGCUAAAGCUACCCAGCCUCCCAAAGCUACAUCUACACAGCCUCCCCAAGCUAAAUCUACACAGCCACUCCAAGUUAAAUAUGUCCAGCCUUCCCAAGCUAAAUCUACCCAUCUUCCCCAAGCUAAAUCUGCCCAGCCUUCCCAAGCUAAAUCUGCUCAGCCUCCCAAAGCUAAAUUUGCCCAGCCUUCCCAAGCUAAAUGUGUCAAGUCUUCCAAUGCUAAAUCUGCCCAGCCUUUGCGAGCUAAAUCUGUCAAGGUUCCCCAUGCUAAAUCUAUGCAGCCUCUCAAAGCUAAAUCUGCCAAGCCUCCUCAUUUAAAAUCUACUCAGCCUCCCCAUGCUAAAUCUGUCCAGCCUCCAAAAGCUAAAUCUGUCCAGCCUCCGGAAGCUAAAUCUGCCCAGCCCACCCAUGCUAAAUCUGCCCAGCGCUCCCACACUAAAUCUGACAUAGCUUCACAUAAUACAAAUCAAAAACAUAUACAACCUCAGAAAAAUACACUACAUAUCAAAGAUGAUUAUACACUUUUUUUAAAUGCUGAUUUGAGAGUGAACUCUAGUGAUGGAAAGCAUGAAAAAAGAUGCAACUGUUUGAAAUGCAGGAGAACAAAACCAAAAAAAGGGAAAGAUCUGAAAAUGUCCAGGAAACCCAGAAAUAACCUUAAAGCACAUAUUUUUAAUAAAGACUUUAAUCUGUGCAAAAAUCAAAUAAUGAGCUACAUGGUGCAUGAAAUAAUUCAUAAAACAUUUAAGAGGACCCAUGAUGGGAAUCUGUCACCAUCAGAGCUUCAUACAUUUUUGAACUCAGGCCAGUGGUGGAGAAAAGACCAGCCAUGGACUAUGCGCAUGAAGGAGACAGCAAUAUGUAAGUACAGGAAGCUGAAGCUUGAGAAGGAAAAUCAAAGUGUUAAAAUAGCAGACUGGGAUUUCCUUAUGCACCCUGAGAAGGCUUGGCUGGCAGGUCUUGUAAGGAUGGCCACAAAGACACAUAGCAAAGAAAGCUGGCCAUUGCUGGUGAAGUGUCUACACAAACAUCCAAACAGCACUCUGCGCCAUGCCUGCAAACACCGCUCCUUUUGUUUGACUUGGCAUGAGGGGUCCUACAACCUGAAAUCUGACCAUGAAAACUAUACUGAGUUACAGUGUCUCAUGGCUAUCACUGGAAGAGUAUACGCAGAGCUUCUGGUUCAUACAAACAAGGAGACCUUGAUUCUACCUGUGUGGUUUGAUUUUGAAUGUUGGGAUCAGACAGAAGUCAAAUUGGAGAGAUUCUACAUGGAGACUGUGAUGCCAAUUUUAAAAAAUAAAGAGGCCUGCGAUCAAAAAAAGAUCAAAUCACUGACACCUCCCUUUACUGACUUAUUGCAGGAAUCUGCAACACUUUACACUCACUAAAAUACUGUAAGAACUGUGAUGUGAAUGAUGCAAUAAUCAAGUUUUCAGUCAUUCAAGUGGCGUAUCUAGGUUUGUGCUCCCCUAGGCACACAGAAUUCUGCUGCUCACUGGACUAUAAAUAACUAGAAAGAGACAAUUAGAACCUUAAGACAAUGUUAACAAUCACAUAGGUUUCUAAAAGUGUUCCUAAGAACCGACAGUGCUUGAAAAAUAAUUGUGUUUUUACAUAUUAUAUUAUUUUCGGUGUCUACAUGUUUUUUUCUUUCUAAUACUUGACUUAUGUAGUGACUUGUGAAUGUUUGAAAAAAUAAAUUUAAAUAGAAGAAAGAAUGUUACCUUUAGCAUUUGUCUUACAUUUCCUUAUUUUGGCUGUGACAUUUUCCCGAAAAAAAAAAAACAUUAAAAAAAUUUGAUUGUUUAAUCCCAAAGAUUUAUACUAUAAGUAUUAUUUUUUUUUUCAUGAUUCAGAUAGAGCAUGCAACUAUAAGCAACUUUCUAAUUUACUCCUAUUAUCCUAAGCUUACAUUCCUGCUUUUUUAAAUAAAGAUACCAAGAGAACAAUGAAAAAUUGAUAAUAGGAGUAAAUUAGAAAGUUGAUUAUAAUUGCUUGCUCUAUCUGAAUCAUGAAAGAAAAAAAUUGUGUUCAUAUCCCUUUAAUUCAAAUGAGACAUUCAAAAUAUGGUGAUGUAACUUUCAUUUGAAACAACAAAUGUUAAGUGCAAAUUCAAAUACAUUUUUAACAAAUCA
Bombina bombina (fire-bellied toad) is the source of this 4089-nucleotide messenger RNA. RefSeq names its product neurofilament heavy polypeptide-like. The record is from RefSeq and is a predicted model, not a curated record. The transcript is spliced from 3 exons. Lineage: Eukaryota; Metazoa; Chordata; Amphibia; Anura; Bombinatoridae. The coding region runs from base 148 to 3342 and encodes 1064 amino acids.